Molecule: messenger RNA, 2628 nt
Organism: Felis catus (domestic cat)
Lineage: Eukaryota; Metazoa; Chordata; Mammalia; Carnivora; Felidae
Gene: CXHXorf38
Product: chromosome X CXorf38 homolog
Exons: 7
Coding region: 51-1013 (320 amino acids)
Source: RefSeq, a predicted model, not a curated record
UGCCGCCUGCCCCGCCCCUCGCCCCGCUGCCUCCUGGGCUCGAGCGGGACAUGGUGCUGUCUGAGCUGGCAGCGCGCCUCAACUGCGCCGAGUACAAGAACUGGGUGAAGGCGGGCCACUGCCUGCUGCUGCUGCGCGGCUGUCUGCAGGGUUUCGUCGCCCGCGAGGUGGUCGCCUUCCACCGCGGCCUGCUCGCCGCCGCCCCCAACCUGGGCCCCCGCGCCACCUGCCGCAGCGGCUCUCGGUGCAGCCCGCGCGCUCGUCAGUUUCAGCCUCAGUGUCAGGUAUGCGCAGAGUGGAAAGAGGAGAUUUUGAAACACCACACCAACAGGAAUGGAGACGUCCACUGGGGAAACUGCCGACCGGGCCGGUGGCCCGUCGACGCCUGGGAGGUGGCCAAGGCCUUCAUGCCCCGAGGACUGGCAGACAAAACAGGCCCUGAGGAAUGUGAUGCCGUUGCCCUUUUAAGCCUCAUCAACUCCUGUGAUCACUUCAUGAUUGAUCGAAAGAAAGUCACAGAGGUGAUUAGAUGUCGUAAUGAGAUCAUGCAUUCUUCAGAGAUGAAAGUGUCUUCUCUGUGGCUUCGAGAUUUUCAGAUGAAGAUCCAAAAUUUUCUGAAUGAAUUCAAGAAUAUUCCAGAGAUUGUGGCAGCCUACGCCAGAAUAGAACAGCUGUUGACAUCUGACUGGGCUGUUCACAUCCCUGCAGAAGAUCAGCUAGAUGGAUGUGAAUAUGAAACAGGAGUUUACCUGAGUGAGAGCCAAGUAAAUGAAAUAGAAAUGGAAUUACUAAAGGAGAAACUUCAAGAGAUCUAUCUUCAAGCACAAGAACAAGACGUGUUGCCUGAAGAGAUCUUAAAUCGACUGGAAGUAGUGAAAGAAUUUCUGAGAAACAAUGAGGAUCUUAGAAAUGGUCUUACCGAAGAUAUACAGAAGCUGGACAGCCUCCAUCUACAGCAUCAAAAACCAAGUUCAAAGGAACCUGGGGCACAGACACCUGAAGGGAAGGCCUGAGGCUGCCCUUUGACAAAACCCAGGCAUGUUAUGUGAAGGUCGGCAUGGCUUCAAUCUCAGCCCUUCUUUUCUGUGCAAAAGGAAAAACUUAACAGAGUGCACCACCCAAACAAAAAGGAAUUUUUGUUGUCUUUUCUUGGACUUUCCUUUGACUCUUUGGGAAUAUUUUUUUUUAAUAUUCGUAAGCUUGGUGUUGUGUUAUCUGUAACCCACCAAAAAAUGUUAGAUACUGUUGUGCCAAAACUUGCUGUCACCCAGGGUUUUUGUUUUUUUGUUUUUUUUCUUUUGUUUUGGUUUAUUGGUUUUGCGGGAAGGUUUUUGCUAUUCUUUUCUGAUCCUAAACUUAAGCUGCUUAACACAGUAAAGGCUAUUUGGCCAGCCCUGGGCGAAGGGUCACAAAGAGUUCUCUGCCAGCUGGCACACAAGCCCUAUCCCUACCCCCUUCCUAAAAAAAGUCUCACUUACGAGGGGUGCCCAAGGGGCAGGCUGUGAUGUAAAUCCUUCCUUUUUGAAAGAAGGCAAGAAAAGAGAUUGCCCAUUUUCUAGCCAUUUCCAAUUUAGUACAGAACUGUUGCUACCUAUUUCUGGUAGCCCCGGGCACUAGGGCAAGGAGGUGGGCCCAGGCUGGUCAGUGGGGACCAGAGAACACAGUGACUUGAUUGACCAAAGCAGGCAGAAGGCCCAUGCCAGUCUCACAAACGGGAAUGUCGGGGAUAGCUUCGCAGUUACUGACCUGUUUAUGGUACUCCUGGGAAAAGUCAACUCCCGUGGCAAUCCCCUCUUUCCGCUCAUUAAUAUCCUGAGUGCACAGGGCCUAGCCCUCAUGUGCUCCACGAAUAUUUGUUGACCGAAGGAUCCACAGAUCGCUUAUUCAUACACAUGAAUGUUAGACCAUUAACUAAACCAACCUGGUCCUUUGUUAUGAGAUUUAAGGGUGAAAUACCAACAUUCUUUUAGAAAUUCAAAGGCAUCAUUUUUCUUUCAGAUUGACAGAUUCAUUUGUACUUCCUCUAUCCCCAAAAGUCAUCUACUUCUGACUUUAUCCUGUCUGUUUCCUAAACUGCAAAACCACUGUCCAGUCAUAUGCAGUGGUCCGGGGGAUCAGCCUCACCCUUCCCUACCUCUGCUCCUGUUCAAAGCCAGCAGCGCCUAACUGGGCCAUGUCACCUCUGGACCUUCAGGAACAGAAUUGCCUCAUUCCCCGCUUCCUGGAGGAGAUGCUUCCACUCCAACCCCAAAUGAAGCCAUCCUCCUUUGCUUACUGAGCUGCCCAUCAAGGAUGUGACCCUGUAGGGGCACCUGGGUGGCUCAGUCAGUUAAGUGUCCGACUCUUGAUUUUGACUCAGGUCAUGAUCUUGUGGUUCGUGGGUUGGAGCCCCACACUGGGCCCCACGCUGACAACUGAUAGUGUGGAGCCUGCUUACAAUUCUCUCUCCCCCCUUCCUUGCUAGCGCACGCUGUCUCAAAAUAAAUAAAUAAACAUUAAAAAAAAAAAAAGGAUGUGGUCUCUAGAGAAUGGGGAGAGGGUGAGGUGUAUUUGGUAUAUUUUUAUAUUAAAAUGAGUGUAAUAUAAUGCUGUAAACCCUGGGUAAAUACAAACAUGCCUGUAACUUAA